This is a messenger RNA of Prosopis cineraria, 2503 nucleotides long. RefSeq lists its product as hypothetical. Bases 440 to 2140 code for a protein of 566 amino acids. The transcript has 2 exons. Lineage: Eukaryota; Viridiplantae; Streptophyta; Magnoliopsida; Fabales; Fabaceae. The record is from RefSeq and is a predicted model, not a curated record.
CCGAACCAACCGGUGAAGCAAAGCAAUUGAGCACCUUCGAAGGGAAGAGACCUCAAUCUGCAUUAGAUGUUUAUAACUAUAAGACUGACCAAAUUCAAAGCAUAAUCUUUCCUCUUGGAUUAUUCCACACUCUCUCUAAGCUUCAUGCGGGGCGGGGGGAGAGAGAAGUUGACUCUUUCUUUCCGAAAGCGGUCUGCUCUACGUCUCUUUCUCCUUCAAAUUCUGUGAAGGAAAGCCGUUCUUUUAUACUUCCUGGUCCAUCUGAUGUGUCUUUGAGGGAGAAGAGACUCGCUUUCCUUCUUCAAUUCCCCCCUUCUCCUGUCGGUGGGUGAAAGAGCUGGGUCCCGUAUGAUCAUUGCUCUGCUACUUCUGCAAAGAGUAUAAUCGUGUACAAAAUUUAUAGAAAUGUUUUGCUGAGAUUGUUUCGUGGCUAGUGGAGAUGUUUGGGUGCAAGUGCUUUUGCUGGAGCCGCUUCCCUGAACUCUGUUCGUCCGAGCCAGAGCUGUUCUCUCUGCCUUCACCUCUUCCUCAAUGGCCACCGGGUGGUGGUUUUGCUAGUGGUAGAAUAUGCCUUGGGGAAAUAGAAGUCUUAAAAAUAACCAAGUUUGAGAGAGUUUGGAGCUGCACUCAUCUGCGAGGGGCGCCUCAGGGUUUCACAUUUUAUAGACCAGUGGAGAUUCCAGAUGGCUUUUCCUGCCUUGGUCACUACUGCCAGUCCAACGAUCAGCCAUUGAGAGGAUAUGUUCUUGUGGCCCGUGAAGCUGCUUCCCCCGAAACUGAAGCUAAUUAUGCCCCUUCCUUGUUAGAUAAUCCAGCUCUUAAAAGGCCUCUUGACUAUUCACUAAUAUGGAGCACUGAUUCACCGCAUGAUGGAUGUGGUUACUUUUGGUUGCCAAACCCUCCUGUUGGUUAUAAAGCCAUGGGUGUAGUAGUCACUAGCAAACCAGAUGAACCUCAAGUUGAAGAAGUUCGAUGUGUGCGAGCAGAUCUCACAGAAACUUGUGAGACUUAUGAUUUGUUACUAACAGUAUACUCAAAAUUUGUGAAAAAACUAUUUCAGGUUUGGGACACAAGACCCUGCGAGAGGGGUAUGCUGGGUAGAGGUGUCUCUGUUGGGACAUUCUUCUGUAGUACUUUCUUUGGUUCUGAACAAGUGGUAGAUAUCGCAUGCUUGAAAAAUCUUGAUUCCACUUUACAUGCAAUGCCAAAUCUAAACCAGCUUCGCGCACUUAUCCAGCAUUAUGGACCCACAGUUUACUUCCACCCUGAUGAGAUAUACAUGCCAUCAUCAGUGGAAUGGUUUUUUAAAAAUGGAGCACUCCUGUAUUUGAAAGGCGGUGAGAAGGGUAAGGCUAUAGAUUAUCAGGGAUCAAACUUACCUUGUGGAGGAACAAAUGAUGGAGCUUUUUGGAUAGAUUUGCCAAGUGAUGAGGAUGCUGGACAAAAUCUGAAGAAGGGGAACAUAGAGACAGCAAAACUCUAUGUUCACGUAAAACCAGCAUUAGGAGGGACUUUUGCUGACAUCGUGAUGUGGGUUUUUUGUCCCUUCAAUGGUCCUGCCACCAUUAAAGUGGGACCGAUGAAUAUUGCUAUGAGUAAGAUAGGAGAACACGUGGGUGAUUGGGAACAUUUCACCCUCCGAGUGAGCAACUUCACUGGAGAGUUAUGGUCAAUGUUCUUCUCUCAACAUAGUGGAGGGGAAUGGGUAGAUUCAUUCAACCUGGAGUAUAUUGAGGGGAACAAAGCCAUUGUGUAUUCCUCAAAAAGUGGGCAUGCUAGCUACCCCCAUCCUGGGACUUACCUUCAAGGCUCAUCCAAACUUGGAAUAGGAAUUCGCAAUGAUGCAAGCAGAAGCAAACAUUUUGUGGAUUCAAGCAUCAAAUACGAGAUUGUUGCUGCAGAGUAUCUGGGUGAUGGAGCCGUUGCAGAGCCGAAUUGGUUGCAGUACAUGAGAGAGUGGGGCCCUACAAUAGUAUAUGAUUCCCAAUCUGAAAUAGAGAAGCUAAUUAAUAUGCUCCCGUUGUUUGUUAGAUUCUCUUUGGAGAACAUACUGGAAUUAUUUCCUACAGAGCUUUAUGGGGAGGAGGGGCCAACUGGUCCGAAGGAGAAGAAGAACUGGAAAGGAGAUGAAAUAUGCUAGUGCUCUGCUGCCUCGCAUGACCAUCUUCUUGUCUGUGUUACUGUUGUGCUGUUUUCCAGGUUUGUCUUUGCCACAUGACUAUGCUUGGCGCUGCCUUUAUGAGGUCCUGUGAUCUGUAUCUGUGUACCGUGCUGGUGUUGCGAGUGUGUCAGGGUUUGUGUUCUCCAAUCCUCGAGUGUGGAUUCUGGAUUCUGGCCGAGCAAGGACCGUGAAUCUGUGAUCACUUGAUUUCCCUGCCAUCGUUAUCGUCAUUGCUUGGAAUCUUCGUUUAUUUUGUGAAUGAAGCAUUUAUGUCUUCCUAGGUUGAUAUGUGAAUAAAAAAUUAUAAAAAAUAAAAAAAGAGGACAACUACUUGACGAGUUA